GGCGGUAGCGACAGCAGUGCCGGCAGCGGCCUCUGCAGCUACGGCAGCGAGGCUAGCAGUGUAGGCCCGAGGGCGGCGGCGGCCGUUGCCGCGGCGACGGCAGCAGCAGCUGCCGCCGCUGCUGGCGGGCUUUUGUCUGCGCCCGCAAUGGCCGCCUCCUCGACCAGUCCGGACGUGCGCGUCUCGCCCGGCGGCUGCGAGGCGCCGCUCGAAGCGGUCACGUUGGCCGCCAACGCGGCAGUCGUGUCGGCCGCGGUUGCGGCCGCAGAGUCAGGCGUGACGGCAGCCGCAUUGUUUGCCGUCGCCCAACACCACCAGCACCAUCAACAGCCGCUGCACCAACAGCCGCACCAGCCGCACCAGCAGCAUCGGCCGCACGGCCAGCCGACGAGUGCGUACGAGGCGGCGCUGUGCGCGCCCGCUUUCGCCGGUCUGCCCGGCCUGCCCGGUCAGCCAAUCACGUCACACGCCCAGAUUGCAUAUCCGGGCCUGGCGUCAGGCCCGCCAGGACUGGGCCUUGACGGCACGGCUGCCUUCGGCCUGUCGCAGCAGCAGCCGCCGCCGCCGCCGCCGCCGCCGCCGCCGCCACUGCAGCCGCACCCGCACGCCCACAUGCACGCACACCCUCAGCUGCACUCACACUCACAGUCGCACGUGUUCACGCACGCGCAAAUGCACACGCAUCCCUUCCUGCUCGGUCAGACGCACGCGUCGCCGCCGGCCCACGUGUUCACCGGCGGCCAAGCGGUCACUGCCGCUCCGUUCGAAUCGAGCCUCCAGCCGGCCUCAGUCUAUCCACUCACUGCCGUCUGCGCCUCGGGCCGCACAUACUCUCCAGGCCUGCCGCCCGUCUAUCCACCCUCUCCGCGAACGGCCGCGGCCGCCACGCCCACUUCCAACAGGCCGACGCCCACGCCCACGCCCAGUCUGUCCGGUCUGCCCACCGGCCGCCUCUCGCAAGUCGCCUCCACGCCCAGCCGCCACUACGAUUCGAUCGGCUCCAGCCACGCCCACAACAGCCACGACAGCAGCGCCAGCAGCAGCACCAGCAGCGCCACCAGCAGCGCCAGCAGCAGCAGCAGCAACAGCUGCAGCAGCGGCAUCGGCAGCCGAUCCGGCCGGACCAGUUCGCCACAGACCAGCGCGCAUGUCUCGGGCUAUGCCGACUACGCUGCCGUCGCGUUCUAUUCGGCCGCCGCGGCCGCGGCCGCUGCCGCCGCCGUCGGCGACGUCGACGCCAACGCCAACGCCAACGACAACGACAACGACAACCUGAGCGGCGAAGCGGACUGCAUACGAAGUAGUGGCGGCGGUGAUGGCGCUGCUGGCACACUUCAGCCUCCGCCUCAGCUCUACGGCCUCUCGGGCUAUUCGAGCCUGUCGCGCAGUCCCAACGCUUCCGGCGAGGCCUGCCUCGACUCCGGCCCCCCCCUCCCGCCCGCCAGCGUGGCUGCAGCCGCCGCCGCCUCCUCCCUAUCCCUCCUCCACUCCGCCUACUACCAGCACAGCUCUAGCAUGGCAGCCGCCUAUCAACACCAUUACAGUCAGUAUGCCCUUGACAACCAGCGUAACGACGCCCUUGCGCCGCUUCAGUCACCCCACUCGGCUCAGCAACAGCAACAGCAACAGCAACAUCAAUCGCAAAAACAGCCCCACCAUCAUCACCGGCACCAGCAUCAGCACCAACAGGCCGAGAACAUCCGAUCUCAGCCGCAGCCUCCGCCUGAUCACCACUUCCAGUCUCAUCUCAGCCAGAACCAUCAACGCCAACGGCAUCAGCAACAACAAACACAAGCACAACCUCAGCAACACCACCCCCAUCAACAACAACAACAACAACAGCAGCAGAGGCACCAACAACGGCACCAGCCAGCGCAGCGAUACGAACCGGAAGGCCAGUCGUCAACCCCGGGAGGCCUGCAGUACGGUCCCCCGUUGACCGACUACGCCGCACCGGCCCACCCCACCGCAACGCACCAACACUGCGGCCAACCGACCAACAGCGGGCCAGCUUCGCCAUCGGCUCUAUCGACAGGCCGACAAUCACAGACCACCGACACGUCACUCCCCCCACCACCCUUCCACAUGUCGCACUACAGCCCUCGGCAUGACAAUUGCACACUAGCUCAUCCAUCCUCUCACCCACACCAGCCACACCAUCCACAAGCCCUACCACCCCAACACCAACAUACAGCCACCUACCUCGCGGUGAAUGGACAAGCGGAUCUCGUCGACCGACAUCCCGGCCCCGGUUACUCGAAUAGACUCACGACAAACGACCCCGUCGGCAGUCCACGACUUGACAUUCGUGCGGCCGGGGGCCUGCUCACUUUGUUGCCAGGCGUAGGACACGCCGAAGCAAGAUCGCGUAACCAUGGCGGCCGGAUGAGGGGUGGUGGUGGCCUCGUCGGCGCAGGUCGACUCAGAAGGGAGUCAAGUGAAGACGAGGUCGACGACGACGAAGACGCCGAAGAAGAUGAGGAGGAAGAUGAGGAGGAGGAAGAAGAAGAGGAGGGUGAGGAGGAGGAGGAGGAGGAAGAGGAGGAGGAGGAUCAAGAAGAGGAAGAAGAGGAAGAAGAGGAAGAAGAUGAAGAAGAAGAAGAGGAAGAAGGGAAUGAGAAGCUGUUGGAGGUGGAGGCGGAUGAGGAGGGUGAGGCUGCGCUCGACGUUCUCGGACUUCUCGAGGCCAGGAACCCUCUGCUGGCAUCCAACUCCGCCUCAACCUCCGCUUCCCCCUCCCGCCCCCUUGGGCCCGACAUGUCCAUCCUCAGCGUGGCAGCCAGUUCGACCAACGUCGCCUCCACGACCCUCACCAACGCCACCGCCACCGUCUCAACGACUGGCGUCCUUCCCCUUGGCAACAUGACCGACAACAGUUCCUCCAUUUCCACCAGCCUUUUACUCUUACGCCCCUCCACCUCUGGCUCAGCCUCCUCAUCCAACUCCCUUGACGACAAUCGAAUCGGUUGCCUCAAUGAGCCCGUCUCACCGGUCCAUCAUCUCAACUCGGCCACCGGUACACACAAUCUUGCCUCCGAAUGUUCAGCCGCCACUUCGCCUCCCCUACCAGCCUCUCUCGCUCCUGAAGCCACCUCCAGUCCUCUGGUACCAAGUGAACAACCGCAACCACCGUCUCCUGGCGACUGUCUGACCAGUAGUCCACACCCAGCAAAUCUGCCGCAUCUGCACAACUCAGCCACGCCGACCGGCUUCUCUUUGGCCAGCAACUAUGCCAACUACCUACAGUCGGCUGCAGCGGUUGCCAUGGCAGCAGCUGCCUCCAACUACUCCGGAAAGUGGUAG
Molecule: messenger RNA, 3303 nt
Organism: Protopolystoma xenopodis
Lineage: Eukaryota; Metazoa; Platyhelminthes; Monogenea; Polystomatidea; Polystomatidae
Source: the annotation of a GenBank genome assembly